AUGGGAAUCGCCACCGAGUUUGACAGUGUGGUGUAUGUGUGUGAUGCGCAAACAAACAGCAUCAAACUACUGAGCAAAAUAAACCAUUGUGCAAAGUUCCUUAGGGCAAUUGGCGCAAUCUACGAAGCUUUCUCUGUCCAUAACAAGGGUGGUUCGUAUGAAAAGAAGACAACCGAAGAAGCCAUUGGUUUGGUUCGCCAUUGCAAAACUGUACUUGAAGAGCAUGCAUAUCAAAUACGUGCUGAGAGUAACAUCACUGGCGCCCUAAAUGGUCCCCAAGGUCAUGUCUCUGCAAAAACAGUAAACUCUGUCAAAUUAAUGGAAUGGGGACUAGGAAGACUAACAGACAUUCUAGGAGAGUAUGACUACAAGGCUCUUGAUCUUUUAAGCUGUAUGACUUUAGACGUUGAAAAUUGCCAUGCCACUGUUCAUUCCAAGAAAGUGAACAUGUCUAAGCUCGAAUAUGCUAGGUCGUUUGGUGCAACAAUGAAGGAGGGCGUCAAACGUGCUACAAGCUGGGCUGCGUACUAUCACACCAGUCGAAGGUCCUGGAACCCAAAGCCUGACACAACAGUGUCUCUUCAUAACGUACCGUUGAUGAUGCCUCUGUCUGUUGUCAGCCUUCAUGCAAAUGACUGUGACCUCUUACGCAACUGGGCCUCAGCAUAUGGUGCUGCAGUAAGACAAAGGACAGUGCGGCAGAAAACUACAAUGGCUAAGCACGGAACAUUGCCAGAGUAUCUUUAUCAACACCAUCUCGAAGUUGGUGAUAAGGUUAAUAUGAACUUCAGAGUUGAUGAAGAUGAAGGACCCCAUGGAGAUCUGAACGAGCGUGAAGUGAGUGAGGAAGCUAGUGUCUCUAGCAAAGGCCAGCAAGAAUUUGAUGAAAGUAGUGACGAAGAAGUUGAAGUCAGUGCAGAUGACAACAAUUCUCAGACAACAAUUCUCAGGGCCAGCAACAUGAAUUAG
Molecule: messenger RNA, 969 nt
Organism: Porites evermanni
Lineage: Eukaryota; Metazoa; Cnidaria; Anthozoa; Scleractinia; Poritidae
Source: the annotation of a GenBank genome assembly